This is a messenger RNA of Eutrema salsugineum, 772 nucleotides long. RefSeq names its product major pollen allergen Ole e 10. Bases 132 to 638 code for a protein of 168 amino acids. NCBI's taxonomy places the organism in Eukaryota, Viridiplantae, Streptophyta, Magnoliopsida, Brassicales, Brassicaceae. The record is from RefSeq and is a predicted model, not a curated record. The transcript is spliced from 4 exons.
AAGUACCUAUCACUUGUUCAUCAUAUUCAAAGAGAUUGUCAUUUAUGUACCAUUUCUACUUAUGGUGAUGUGAUGCUCUAGAUUCCUUCUUCCCUUUACAUUUAUAAUUGCUAAUACAAAAACAUCUAAGAAUGAGAAACCAAUUAUGGAUUUUUCUAUUUUCUCUGCUUCUACUAAACUUCGUCUCCCAAGCUACAAGACCGGUGAUAACGAUCAGACCAGAGUCACCGGUACGGCCUCAAGGGAACACAACGUUUUUGGACGGAACAACAUGGUGUGUGGCUCGACCAAGUGCCUCUCAGGCUGAGCUACAGAGAGCUCUUGAUUGGGCAUGUGGGAUUGGGAGAGUGGACUGCUCGGUCAUCGAGAGACGUGGUGAUUGUUACGAACCGGACACGAUCGUGUCGCACGCAUCUUUUGCGUUUAAUGCGUAUUACCAAUCCAAUGGAAACAAUCUCAUCGCUUGUUACUUUGGUGGAACAGCUACACUCACCAAGAUUAAUCCUAGCUACGGAAAAUGCUCCUAUGAUGUAUCCAAAUCAGAAGUCGCUGCCGCUAGAUCUCUAUCACAGUACAAACCACGGUGGCUAAGGCUGAUGUACAUAGGAGUUUUAUUGUUUCUGUGGCGGCGAAGCUAACAUCCUCGCCGUAGAAGUCGAUCUUUGCCAGAUCAGUUGUGCCGGAAUAUUUUUCCUUUGAGCAAAGUUUGCAAAGAUUUUGGUAUUGUAGCAAUUAAGCUUCGUGUUUUGUUCUUGGCUUUUCUCUUGGGUUU